GCUUCGUUUACUUCCUGUAAACGCCUAAGCGAAGUGGUGGAAAGCGAUGGUUCUCGGAAGAUAGUACUACUACCCAGUGUAUCAGGAAUAGACGUUCAGUCAAAAUGAGCUGGAUUCCCUUUAAGAUUGGACAACCGAAAAAACAGAUCGUCUCUAAAACUGUUGAAAGAGACUUUGAGCGAGAAUAUGAUAAACUUCAAAAACUGGAGGAUCAGACAAAAAAGCUUCACAAAGACAUGAAGAAAAGCACCGAGGCUGAUUUAGCUAUGUCCAAAGCAGCAGUGAAGAUUUCAGCAGAUCUACUGAGUAACCCGCUAUGUGAACAGGACCAUUCCUUUCUGGAGUCCAUGACUGCUUUGGAUACAGCCAUGAAAAGGAUGGACUCCUUCAAUCAGGAAAAGGUCAACCAAAUUCAGAAGACAGUUAUUGACCCUCUAAAAAAGUACAGCGGUGUCUUCCCCAGUCUUAAUAUGGCAGUGAAACGUCGGGAACAAGCGCUGCAGGAUUACAAACGGUUGCAAUCCAAAGUGGAGAAAUAUGAAGAGAAAGAAAAAACCGGGCCAAAUAUGGUCAAACUGCAUCAGGCAACAGAAGAGCUGCGACCGGUAAAAGAAGACUUUGAGGCCAAGAACAAGCAGCUGCUAGACGAGAUGCCCAAGUUCUACCAGAGUCGCAUCGACUACUUCCAGCCCAGCUUUGAAGCACUCAUCCGGGCUCAGGUUGUGUACUUUACUGAAAUGUACAAGAUCUUCAGCGAGUUAACGGACCAGAUCGACCAGGCAGGGCUGACUGAUGAGCAGAGGGAGAGGGAGACCGAGGCCAAGCUCAGUGAGUUGCGCGCACUGUCCAUUGUUGCCGACGACUGAGGGAGGAAAGCUGAAUAUUGGAAAGUGCUCUUUUCAUGCCUCUCUGAAUGGACUGCACUCUUCUCAAGCCCCUCUGGAGUUCAGAUAGACAUCAAUGGCCUUAACUUGAUUAUCAGUUUGUGUCCUUCCCGCCUCAUCACCCUCAUCCCUUUUUGCUCUACACCCGAUGUUUCAUCUCUGCACAAAGAUGCUGCAGCUCAAAGAAGCUGAAUGCCACAUCAACUAAGCCAUCAGUCAUGUGUGACACUAUAAGCCAAUAUGUUGAGUUUUUUUUUUUUUUUUUUGGUAAAGGAAUCAAACAUGUCUCUUCAGAACUAAUGACCAAAGUUACACUAUUUGGUUUCAGAGAUAUUUGUUGGCAUUUGUUUCUGUUGUAUGAUGUGUGACAUUUUUUUUAAAGUCCUAUUAUUCUACCAGUCUGGUAAAGUUUUUAUUACUCAAAACCGAAAUUACAAACAGUGCAGGUUUAAUCUUAAAUUAUGGUCUGCAGGUUAGUGGUAUAAACUUUAAUCUGUAUUUUGACCUUUAUUAUUUAUCUGUAACUUUAGCUCUGUGCCAUGCUGUGUGAGGGCUUAUUAUUGGGGUUUUAGCAUUUGAAAAUUUGUAACACUCCUCUGCAUAAUGUGCCUGGCUUUGGAUAUAACAUGAAAACAAACUUGUCAAAAUGAGACCUGUGCAGUGAUGUUAAAAGAUGGACCACUCGGGCUGGGAGCGUAGCAACACUCUGUCCCAAAAACAAAGGUUUUUACUCCCUCUAGUGGAAAAUGCUGAAUAUGACAGAUUCCUUUUGUUCACAGCAUCCAUCCUUUGUUCUAUUGUUUGUUUGAUUGUGUGUUUGCAAAGAAACUCACAUCGUUGCCAUGCUACAAAGUCCUUUCUCUUCACCCUCAACACAAGGGUCAGAAGCAAGUUUUUCUUUUGGUCUGACUUUAUUCUGAACCAGAUCACACUGCUUUUGCUUCCUUUGUUUCCACAUUCUAUCAGUAUGAUAAAUACACUACACUGAUCUACAUAUUAGAUUAUCUUUGCCAUUUUCUUUCUUUUUAAGGGUCUGAACAACUUAUUUAUUAGUUUUUGUUCUGAAGAAGAAUGUCUAGUUUGUUGCCUGUCUGUGUUCUGUAAUGCAGGGUGUUAGUGUUGCACAUAACCGUAUUAAUGAAGGUGUUCUUAUUAAAAAGAGUUUUAGUUAUAGUAAUGUUUUUUUUAACACGACAAUUCUUUAAGAUAUUUUUUGUAAUUAUAUGGUUUAGUUGGUUUAAUGUCACUCUGUUAGAUGUUUUCAGCUGUAAUGGGCAAUCAUGAAGUAAAUUAUCUUAUAAUAAACUACAUUUUUAUU
Messenger RNA from Melanotaenia boesemani (Boeseman's rainbowfish), 2202 nucleotides. It is a transcript of the gene bin3, whose product is annotated as bridging integrator 3. Gene Ontology annotation, biological process: actin cortical patch localization; plasma membrane tubulation; endocytosis. Gene Ontology annotation, molecular function: protein binding; lipid binding. The record is from RefSeq and is a predicted model, not a curated record. The coding region runs from base 105 to 866 and encodes 253 amino acids. NCBI's taxonomy places the organism in Eukaryota, Metazoa, Chordata, Actinopteri, Atheriniformes, Melanotaeniidae. Gene Ontology annotation, cellular component: actin cortical patch; cytoplasm. The transcript is spliced from 9 exons.